Molecule: messenger RNA, 879 nt
Organism: Plasmodium inui San Antonio 1
Lineage: Eukaryota; Apicomplexa; Aconoidasida; Haemosporida; Plasmodiidae
Exons: 3
Coding region: 1-879 (292 amino acids)
Molecular function (GO): protein binding; RNA binding
Source: RefSeq, a predicted model, not a curated record
AUGUCCCCUGCGAAUUCAACCAAAAUUUUUAUUGGCAGCAUCCCCAAGGAUGUUACAGAGGAGGAGUUAAAAAUGGAGGCCUCCAAAUAUGGCACCAUCACCCAAGUGUACUACGUGCCCGCCACGGGCCAGAGCCCGAGGGGAUGGGCAUUCGUUACCUACAAGCAGAGGUCGGAAGCAUACAAAGCCAUCGAGGCUUUGGAUUAUAAGUGCAUAUUUCCUAACAGCCAGCGACCACUAGAUGUCCGAUUCGCUAGUUACAAAUAUAACGCCACGAACGAAACGCAAGCGGCGCCAAAUAAAAACAUUUGGCAGAAACACUUAACGUCUGAUGGGCAUCCAUAUUACUUCAAUUCGGUAACUGGCUAUUCCCAGUGGGAGAAACCGAAGGAGCCAGUUACUGCGCCCCCCUUAGUUAUUCAGGGGAAGACUAACACCGUGGCGUCGUAUGGACCUCCUGGCGCCAAUGUGUUCGUCUUCCACGUGCCAUCUCAUUGGACUGAUAUGGAGUUGUACCAGCACUUCCAACACUUCGGCUACGUAGUGAGCGCGCGAAUUCAAAGGGACUCCAAUGGGAGAAAUAAGGGCUACGGGUUUGUUAGCUUUAACAACCCAGAGUCAGCUUUGAAUGCCAUCAAAGGAAUGCAUGGAUUCUACGUCUCCGGCAAGCACCUAAAAGUGCAGUUAAAAAAGGGAGAGGAACACUAUUUGCAGUUAAAUGCCCCUGUGCAGCCGCACCUAGCUCCCCCGCAACCCUACACAGUGCAACAGCCCCUCAUGGGGCCCCCCCACCAGCCUUACAUGACCCCUAUGAUUUAUGGCAGUAUGGAUUUGACGAACCAGAUGCGCUACAACAACACGUAUUCGUUGAGUAGGUAG